Oryzias melastigma (Indian medaka) is the source of this 1112-nucleotide messenger RNA. RefSeq lists its product as uncharacterized. Gene Ontology annotation, biological process: transcription by RNA polymerase I. Gene Ontology annotation, cellular component: cytoplasmic vesicle. The record is from RefSeq and is a predicted model, not a curated record. Lineage: Eukaryota; Metazoa; Chordata; Actinopteri; Beloniformes; Adrianichthyidae.
GCGGCUUCCUGGGGCAUAAGAGUCGAGGAGGUUUAGACUUAUUUUUAUUGGCAAACUGCAGCUUUUUUAAAACACAGAAAUGCCGAAAGACGUGUCGUCGUCGUCAAGUGAAGACGAAGCGGAGAAUCCCGCUCCGGAAACAGCCGAAGAGCCGAAACAGCCCGGGAAGACUUUAAGGUUCGAUUGUCCGACCGAAUUCGUGUCUUUCCGUCAUGUGGCGUGCAGCAGCGCCGCCGCAGACGGCCUGAAGGACGACCAGAAGGAGCUGUGGCUCAUCAAAGCCCCGGUCAGCUUUGACCCGCGACGCUUCAGCGGCGUCCAGCUUCCUCUCUCGGGUCUUCGGACCGUGAAGGUUCCUGGUUCCGAGGGUCCAGAGAGCCGUCAUCAGAUCUACAGCGUUUUGGCGUCCCGCCGGAGCACCUCAGAGCUUCGCCUGCUCACCUGCGACCAGCAGGAUCAGCUGGUUUUGGCUCCGCCUUUCUCAGGCCAGCUGAACGUUUGCGAAAGCUACGGCGACAGCAGCACCAAUCAGAACCCCCAGGUGAUCCCCGCCUCCCCGGCGCCGUCCAUCCCGCCCGGACUCAAGCAGCGCUUCCUCCCGUUCGGCAGCAAAACACCCACUUCAACAUAUGUGGGUGAAGACCAGGUGGAGGGAGUCUCAUCCACAACCCUGCGCCCCCUGGUGGCCACAGACGGAGGAGGCAGCGUAGAUGAAGAGGAGGAGGAGGAAGGACGGAGGAAGAAGAAGAAGAAGAAAAAGAGGCGGAUAAAGGCGGAGGAGGUGGAGGUAAAACAGGAGCCGGUGGACGAGAUGACGACGGUUUCUCUCCAGACAGACGAGCCUCCGGAGAAGAGGAAGAAGAAGAAGAAGAAGAGGGACAGGGAGAGGGAGGAGGUGGAGGAGGGGGAGGAGGAGGAGGAGGAGCAGGAGGAAGGGUGGAGAAAAGGAAGGGGGUCCCACGGGAUGUCGAGGAGGUUUGAGGGGUCAAUUCUGAAUUCCUCCACAUGUCAGAGUCAAAACAAAAACAUGGAGUCGAGGAUGACUGGCUACAGCGGCACCACGAGCACGGCCUGAGAGCAGACACACUCGGAGGGGGGGGACAGAGAGGAGC